UGAGAACUGUCUCCUGUGACACCAGCGAUGUCCUCACCUCCCCCAGCUCCACCCUGGUCUCCCUCCUAACCUCCAUCACCACCUCCACCCUUACCCCCCCCCCACAGCCCCUGUCCUCCUCCAUGCCCACUAAAGAGGGUUGCACUACUCUCCUGUCUCUCUCCAGUCCUGAGCUGCUAACUGAGCUGUGUCAAUCUCAGUCCCGUCCUAUGAAGCACGUCUCUGUCUCUAAAGGACUCACCACUGUCUUCUCUGGACGGGGCAGGGGCAUAACGAAUCCUAGCCCUGCCACUGCCUCAGGAGCAGCCAACCAGACACUCCGCUCAGACUCCAUGGCCAAUAGGAGAGGACAGGCAGGUCCCAGGCUGUCUAAUGGGACAAAGCGUUAGACUAAGCUAAAGUGCCCCUGAUGACCCCAGCUACUGUAUAAUGUAAUUGAAAUGAAUGAAAACCAGCAGUCCUGUGGCCCUCCGGGAACUGGAGUUGAGAACUGAAUGACACAUUAUCAAACACUAUCUAUACUGCCAUGUGCCAUUGUCAACACAUUAACAUCAUAGACACAAUGCCAACCCACCGACAGACUUACCCACACACACACUGUACCUCUUCAUGUAAGACAUGGAAAGCAAUGUGGUGAGGUGAAGUAGGUCUCUCUCUGUAAAAAAAUAAAUUAUCAAAUGUAUCACAACAUACUUGUUUGUCUCUAUUGUGUGUGUGUGUGUGUGUGUGUAACUUCACUGAUAAGAUCCAACCCAUGGCCAGAGUCUAGAGACAUCAUGAGAUACAGAGACUGUGUGUGCGUUGAUAGAGGGCUGAUGAAACAGUGGUUGAGAUAAGAGCCAAAGGUUAAAGGUCAAGUACAGAGUGUUCCAGAAGGUGUGGCUUAAAGAGGAAGUGUUUCUUUACUGUAAUGCAUUUAGAAAGAGAGGGAAAGGAAAACAAAACUAAGAAAUAGUGUAAGCUGCAAAGGGACAAGAAGAUAGAGAAAUACAGCUAGGGUGGACAGCCGUUUACUACUAGUUAGUUGUAUUCCCCAGCCGGAUCUCUCUGUCGCGAAUAGCCUGGGGACGAGGUUACCUACCAGUAUGUGAGGGGUGGUCUACUGAGUGUGUCUGUGUUCAGGACAGUACCUGUUUGUGUAGACAAGAUGGGCAUUAAUGGGCGACUGCAACGCUACCUGCUGCCAGCCUCCAUCACGGCUCUGCUGCUCUUCCUCAGUUCUUUCUGGCUCCCUCAGAUUGCAAUGCGUGAUUGUGAGACCUCCUGGCACCCCUGUCUGAGUUUCAAUUUCUACCUUCCAACACUGGAGAGCCCUGUUAUUCCUCAUCCAGGAGGGGUGCAGAGUGGGGGACAGCAGGGUGAGAGGGGUGUAGUGUUGAGUUCUGUGCCCCCUCUCCAGGUGUGUCAAGGUCAACAAUUCCAGGUGUGGCGUCUCAUGUCCCACCUGACCUCUUCCAUGGCUACGCACUCUGAUGAUGUUCUGAUGGAGCACUACCUCUACAGCUGGGAUGAACUCAUCAAGUUUAUGGAAUCUCUCGGACCUCUGGUCAGUUUUUUCUCUCAGAAGGUCAAAGAUAAGAUUGCUGUCAUCAGAGAGCUGGCCCAGCAGGAGAAAGAGGCCCUUGAGAAACGAAGUCCAGUAGAAGGACACUCUGGACUACAAACUCGCGCAUCAGGACUACAAGGCCCAGCGGCCUACAGUUCGGUGCGUUCCAUGGUGGAGUCGGAGCUGCAAAGGGGCUUGGUGAACUUCAGUGUGCGGACGCGCUCCGGCUGCAGAAAUCUGCUGCGGCUCCACCGUUCGCUGCUCUGGAUCCUGCUGCUACUGCAGGGCCUGGGGGAGGGACCGGACGCACAGGGGGUUUACCGCACCCCUGGGGAGCUCUGCAGGGAUGCGUACACCGUGGCCCUGGCCCCCCAUCACCCCUGGUUGAUCCGCAGUGCGGCUGAGCUGGUGUUUGUAGCUCUGCCAGACAGAAGAGUGUUCCUGGAUAUAGUUUGUGUGAGAAAAGAGGAGGAGGUUGGGCCGGUGCUCAACAUUGUUGUAGACGUUAUGAGAGAGGUAUACACACGCACACAGAGCAUACUGGAAGAACACAACAUGAUAGAGCUGCCAUAGAAAGACACAGACAGACACAGACAGGCAGACAGACAGACAGACAGGUAUGCCAGCACACAUAGCCUGCACAGACUAUAAAGACACGUGAUAGAAAGACUAGAAACACACAGCAACUCAGUUAGUUAGGCCUGCCGUAUAAGCCUGUUAACAACUAUAUAUGUAGAAAAGCCCUUAUAACUAAUGAGAACCGUGGAAUACUUGCUUUGUGUCAGUGAAAGGAGUGAAUAAACAUGUUAUUUAUUCACAUGUCUGUAGUUGUUCUUCUGUGUGUGUGUCUACUGCUGUAAAUCACAGAAGUAGAAUUAAGUACCUGGAUCACCAGGCGGGCACUCUGUCCUUCUACAGUGUCUCUGACACAAUGACCCUCCUCCACAGUGUCCAGACCAGAUUCACGCAGCCCCUCUAUCCUGGGUUCUGGCUUCAUUGCUUUAAGACCACAGCUGAGUUAUGGGAGUUAGACUAGAGUCCUAUGUCAGUGAUGCUUUACCCUACUAUUAUGUGAAUUGUUUAUUUCCUUCUUCUGUGACCCCCAGAGGAUUGGCUCUCACAGACUGAGCUCUCUGUAGUCUAGAUAGAAUUUGAGGUUAUGGUUUACCAUGCCUUACUAUUCUGUGAGGUUUUCCUUUUCUUUGAAUAGCAGAGGAUUGACUUUCACAGAUUCAGUUAUUUCUAGAAUUCAAAGUUAUUUUCCCCAAAUCCUAUGAUGUUGAAAAUGAAUCUGUAUCUCCGGUGAGACUUUAUCUCUGAAGGCAGCAUGUGAUAGGCCAUACAUUGUUUUCAGAAUAAUUUCUUAACCCGUUCUUUCCCUUUGUAAUCGUGUACUCUUUUUCAGAGGUAGCCAUUUGUUAUGUAGGCUACAGUGCAUAUGUUGCUGUAUAUUUUAUGUGUAUUUAUCCUAGAUCUCUCACAUGCUUGAUGUUACAGGUCCCCUCGAGGUCCAUAUUAUACCAAUAGUUUUUCAAUCAAAUGAAGUAAGUAGUUUACUGAGCCCUUAUUUACAGUGUUCACUCAAUAUUGACAAUGCUGAAGCAAAUGCAAACUGAUAAAUAAACAGCGUGUUUGUUGAGCAUCU
Molecule: messenger RNA, 3191 nt
Organism: Oncorhynchus tshawytscha (Chinook salmon)
Lineage: Eukaryota; Metazoa; Chordata; Actinopteri; Salmoniformes; Salmonidae
Gene: gltpd2a
Product: glycolipid transfer protein domain containing 2a
Exons: 7
Coding region: 1148-2119 (323 amino acids)
Biological process (GO): intermembrane lipid transfer; ceramide transport
Cellular component (GO): membrane; cytoplasm; cytosol
Molecular function (GO): ceramide 1-phosphate transfer activity; ceramide 1-phosphate binding
Source: RefSeq, a predicted model, not a curated record